Messenger RNA from Oncorhynchus nerka (sockeye salmon), 2484 nucleotides. It is a transcript of the gene hax1, whose product is annotated as HCLS1 associated protein X-1. The record is from RefSeq and is a predicted model, not a curated record. Gene Ontology annotation, cellular component: actin cytoskeleton; apical plasma membrane; mitochondrion. Lineage: Eukaryota; Metazoa; Chordata; Actinopteri; Salmoniformes; Salmonidae. The transcript has 7 exons. The coding region runs from base 353 to 1273 and encodes 306 amino acids. Gene Ontology annotation, biological process: regulation of actin filament polymerization; negative regulation of apoptotic process.
AUUAUGAAGCCUUUGUGCUUUUUUUUAUUGCAUAGCUAAAUUACGUUUGCUAAUUGAGAUUAUCGCAGAACAAAACAUGUAAAAAAAUAUCCUAAACCUGUGUUUACCACUAUUUCCGUCCUUUAUUCCAAAACGCCCUUAAUUUUCCCAAUGGGCUUUGUCCAAGCGAACCAUGGAGUUAGUGCCUACAAAAAUACGCCAUUACUAUUGCCCUACGGUAAACUGUUCGGUGUGUUCCAAAACCGUCGAUUGCUUUAUUCUUCAGGGAAGUCUGGCUUUACGGCAGUCUUGAAGUCGUCCUUCGACUAGUUCAGCAUGAAGUAGCUACAUUUACAUCAAACGUUUGAUUCAAAUGAGUUUAUUUGAUCUAUUUCGUGGAUUUUUUUGGGUACCUGGAGGAGGCCAUGAUCGUGGUGAGGGCCGAAGGGACCCCUUCUUCGAUGGCAUGACCCACGACGAUGAUGAUGAUGAAGAAGAGGAGGAUGGAAUCUACUUUGAUGGUUCACAGGGUGGUGGUGGCCAGCAGGACCUGUUUGAUAAUCAGUGGAGGUUUGGGUUCAGCAUGGGCCCAAACGGAGUGAGGAUCCAGGAGCCUGAGAUGUUUGGCCAGUUCUUCAGAGAGAUGGAGAUCUUCUCACAGCUAGGGCGAGACGAUGGUGUUACGAGUAUUGAGGCGCCCCUUUCCCAGGACAGGUCAGAGAAAGGUGGGGGAGGAUCCAGUGGAAACUGCUUGAGGGACUUCAUGUUGAAAGGCCCCAAUGACUGCCCGUGUGGGUCGACUGGGCUACCCUCAGGACCAUCAGAAGGCCCCAGGGUCGAUAAGAACCCUCCAUCUGGUGGCCCAUGCUUCCCCAACACACCCUUUGAUUACUGGACACCCUUUUCUAAGUUCAAUGAUAGUUGGAGAGGAAGGCUACAAAGGGGUCAAAAGCAGGAGCCGAAAGCAGACAGAGAUCUGGACUCGCAAGUCUCCUUUGGAGGGCUCGAUCAGAUUCUAGCGCCACCUGCUUGGUCUUCCACUCAGCCAAAGAUGCGCUCUUACUUCCAGUCGGUCACUGUCACCAAAGUGGUGAAGCCUGAUGGGAGUGUUGAGGAGAGGCGCACAGUCCAAGAUGGCCAGGGGAACGAGGAAACCACAGUGACUUAUAUAGGGGGGCGCGAGGGGGUACAGGAUCAAGCCGGACCGCUCUUACCACCAGGUGGCACACACCCCUUUUCGGAAAUGCACGAUGAUCUUUCCUUGUUUUCAAAAUUCUUUGGAGGCAGGAGGUGAACCUAUCGAUUGGGAGCUCGGAAGAAGAAUAAAUGUCAAAUCGUUUCUAGACAUUAUUUCACUGUAUUACAUUGUGGUAAAGUAAUGUUUAGGGUUGGUUAUAUUUUCAGUGAGGAUUUAAUGUUGUUUAUUGCCUCUCUCUUAACUAUGGGCAGGCUGGAUAAACUAAGCUUGGUCCCAGAUCUGUUUGUGCUCUUGCCAACUCCAUUGCUCAUUGUCAAGCCAAAAAUGACUUGGCAUGACAAAUGAGUGACAAGGAGUUGGCAUGAUGGUACAACAGAAUGGCACUCAGGCUAGAAUCAACUAUGAUUGCCAAAAUAACUGAGUAUUUCUGUUCAGUAAAACAUGUAGCAUUGCAGUGUGAUUCUUAAUUGACCAAUACCCACUAAGUGAGCUAGGCAGAAAAUAUUAUGGACAAAAUUGAAGAGUGAAAUAACCCUUUUGUGAAUAGUUUGCAGAAACAGCUCAACCUAAAUCGAGCAUAAGAAAAUUCUGACUUGUCAAUAUGCAUAUUUUAUUUUUGUAAAGUCCUUUUCAAAUUCUGCAAUGUGAAUUUAUGACUGAACAAUAGAGGCGUAAUAUAUUUACACGGAGUGUUUUUUAUAAAAAUUGCAAUGCUUCAAUUGCCUCAAUUUGCGUCCCACUACUCAGAAGCAUUUGCAUUUUUUGUAGAUCACACCAAAAAAUGGUUUUGCCAUUUCUAUGAGGUAAGAUUAAAAUGAAGUAGGCUCUUGCAACAAUGAAAUGGUAUUUCCAGAAAACAAGCGUAAUGUGUACCUUUUUGUUGUUGCCUAAAGGUUGUUGACCUGCCUUCAACAAAAGCAUUGCUACAUGUACUUUGUAAUAUGGGUUAACUUUAAUGUGAUCUUCAUGAUGACACCUGCUACCACAUUUUUGCUUUGCAAAAGACACACAAUCUGAUGUAUGUAUGGCUGGUGUAUGUUUUUGCCAGAUUCUUCUGUAGGUGUGGUGUUAACUGUUGCCUGUUAAACAGCAGUCCAAGGCUUCUGAAUUUAAAAUGUACUUGAUGUCAUACACUUAUUUUUUGAGAAGCAAGAGAGCUAGUAAAGUCUGUUAGAAAAGAUAGGAUGGUCAUCUUAUUGAUGAUGGAUGAUUAUCAUAAUUUAGCUAAAUGCUCACCUCUGACCUAAUCUGUUCCAUUAUAUGGUCAGAGACUCAACUGGUUUAAGAAAUAAAAAAUGUAAUCUGCA